AUGCAUCAGCACGUGAGAGCUCUACUGAAGGAACCUCAUUGGAUCACUAGAGAGCGCUACAAGGGCAAAGGUGACUGUAGUGCAUCGACCAUGUGGGACAACGACGUCUGGUUUAUUUUGCCCGGCAACAGCAAUUGUUCAGAGCCGCACAUUAUUCACGCUGAUUAUAUUCGCCAUCUGGUGCCUGACACCAAGAUUAUUGUCCUCCUCAGAGAGCCAAUCAGUAGGUUGUAUUCUGACUACAUGUUUUUCACGUCGAAACCGUCAAAAGCAAGUUUUCACCAUCUAGUAGUAAAUCAUCUGAAAUUACUCCGAGACUGCUUCAAGCAAUACACUCUUCGACAUUGUGUCUAUAACAAUACUUUACAAAGUCUCGUCAGGGUCCAGUUGGGGUUGUACCACGUGUUCCUGGAGGACUGGCUGCUGCGCUUUCCUCUGUCUCAGAUCCUCGUCAUGCGAAUGGAGGACAUGAGGGACAAUGUCACUAGAGAGAUGCUGAAUGUCUACUCAUUCCUUGGCUUAGAAAAACCCAACAGAAAGACAAUGCUCCAAAUACAGAAGACUCCGAGACAGAACGAGGGAGUAAAGUCUCGGACCUGGGUCCCAUGUGGAAUCACACGUGGAAGCUACUGGAAGAUUUCUAUAGACCGUUUAACGAACGGCUGGCAAUGAUUAUGAAAAACGAACGUUACUUGUGGAAAGAUUGAUUAAAGCCAUGUACUACAAAUA
This is a messenger RNA of Pomacea canaliculata, 729 nucleotides long. RefSeq names its product carbohydrate sulfotransferase 15-like. Gene Ontology annotation, molecular function: N-acetylgalactosamine 4-sulfate 6-O-sulfotransferase activity. The transcript is spliced from 5 exons. The record is from RefSeq and is a predicted model, not a curated record. The coding region runs from base 1 to 672 and encodes 223 amino acids. Gene Ontology annotation, biological process: hexose biosynthetic process. Lineage: Eukaryota; Metazoa; Mollusca; Gastropoda; Architaenioglossa; Ampullariidae.